Aureobasidium melanogenum CBS 110374 is the source of this 1383-nucleotide messenger RNA. RefSeq names its product WD40 repeat-like protein. The transcript has 2 exons. Gene Ontology annotation, molecular function: protein binding. Lineage: Eukaryota; Fungi; Ascomycota; Dothideomycetes; Dothideales; Saccotheciaceae. The coding region runs from base 1 to 1383 and encodes 460 amino acids. The record is from RefSeq and is a predicted model, not a curated record.
AUGACCCGUCACAUGAACCCGAAAAAGUUCCUUGCGGAAUUCGUCUACGACGUCGAAAAGGACUUUGACGUCGAUGGAGUACCGGCAUCAUGGGCAACACCCACAGGUGAUGGUAAACCAGCCCAUCGCUUCUGGGAUGACGAAGACGAAAAAGUCGAACUAGAUUUCUUUGGCGGCCAGCAAACCGGCGAUAGGAGCAUCUUCGCUACCAGCCAUGAUGGGAAGCUGGUUGCAGCUUCUAAUGGCUCUAUUGUUAGUGUUCUAAAUAUUGAAACCAAGGAACAGUGUAUGCGAUUCAAAGGACUGGUAGCUCCUUGUGUCAAGCUUACAUUUAGCCCGGCGCUGAAUGAGUCCGGAGGAUAUACUCUUCUCGACACGAUUGACGUCGAUGAACUUUUGCAGAAGUCUUUGGAGCCUGUGGCAGCUCAGAUGAAAGACUCUUUCGAGCUUUCCUCGACAUCUCCGCUGCUAGAAUCGGUCCGCCAGGGCUAUAGUAAGGCGCUCGAGAAUCUGAGAGCUGGCCUCGAAUCCAGACAUCUGGUUCGUGUGGCUGGUCGUUCCAAUGGAUUUGGCUCAAAUCCAUUCAGCAAGGACGGUCAACUUUUUCUCUACGUUAUUCAGAAUGAGAGCACACAGUCGGGCUCUCGUCCCCCAGCCGACCUGCCCAAGGUCAUAGUCUAUGACAUGGCAAACCAGUGCCAGAGAUACAUGCUCGGUGGUCAUGAGGACGCCAUCAUGUGGACGGCAUUCAGUCCAGAUGGUCAAUACAUUGCUACAGCAGCUUGGGACGGCACGUUCAGGAUAUUCGACGUAUCAACAGGUGACUGCAAACACGUCAUUGGACCGACUGGAGGACAAUGUUGGAGUGGAGAGUGGUCGCCAGACUCGAGAUAUGUGGUGCUUUGCGGAAUGGCCAACCAAGAGACGCAGAGUGAGACGUUUGUAGCUGUCUAUUCAGCUGAAACCGCACAGCAAGUCAAUCGAUUCAGAAAUGACGAGCUCAAGCAUUGGGUCAGAUGUGUAGCGUGGUCGCCCAGAGGAGAAAUCGCCAUCGUACACGAGAAAAACAACGUAUGGAUCUGGGAACCUUUCGAGAACAAGACCAUCGGCAGUUUCAAAGUCAAGGUCGAGGACCAGAUUAUGGAAAGAUUUGCUGCGGUAUCGCAAGUCCAAUGGGUGAAUGAAGGAGAGAUGUUGGUUGCUCGGGCGGGCGACGGUACCAUCGAAAUCUGGGAUCGAGUUCAAAAUGUCAAAUGGCGUUUGCAGAGGCCCAAGGGGUCUGGAAAGGAGCGAGGUAUUGGUAUUUUCAGUUGGGUGGAAAAGGACAAAACUUUGAGGACGUUCAGUCGUGACGGGUUCAUGCGAGCGUACCGAUUAUCAUGA